AUGUCGGAUGAUUGGCAAAAGUAUGUUGUUCCUCAUCUUGUUACGCUAGUCAAAAUAUUGCAGCCAUCGUGUCUUUUGGAUCACUUGCGAGCAGACGACUUACUUAGUCGAGAGGAUUGCGCUACACUAACGAAGUCAUAUCAGACCGAUGAAUCACGUUCAAGAGCGCUGCUAGACGAAAUCUUACCGCGGAAGGGACCCGACGCGUUCACUAAAUUUUGUAGCAUUUUGCAAAGCGUUCAAGGACAAGAACAUGUUGCUGAACUAAUUCAAGGUAAACGGUCAGUUGCGCAGGCAGCGAGCUGCCGCGAAUGCGUGGAAAGAAAGCGAAGUCUUUCAGAUAAUGCCAAACAAAUCAGAGACGCUUCAAAGUUGGCGAUGUCGACAUUCUGUUUUAGACAGGAACACAAAGCCAUCGUCAAGGAACGCGAGGACACAUUACGUGCUAUGUGUAGUACAUUUUUUGGCGUGGCAGAGGACGAGGUGGUAUUUGUCUACCGGAAUAAGCCUGCUCUAUGCUACAGCGACACUAGCUCAAAACUUGCUACGUUGAUUCUUCACGGCGUUCAACCAGACCUAGUUCAGAGCAAUCGAGAUAGAAUGAUUGAGUGCGUUGUCGCAUUUCUUGAAGAUGGUGGUGGUAAGAAGGUAAAUCGGGAACGGAUUGAGCUCCUAAGCGUUACGCCUGGAUCUUCAGUUAUUGUUUUUCGUUUUAGCUUUGAGAUUUACUUUCAAUUUCUCUGUACUUUGGGUAGUCCAAAAUACACAAUGCUGGGUGCCUCUUUAAGAAAAUUAUUUUCAAACCUAGAGUCAGCUGAAUUUAGAAUUGGUGCUCUUCCACCUAUUGACUUGUUCAUAGGUGAAAGACAGAAAGUUUCUAUACAGGAAUCUUCUGAGUCUGUUACUCACGUCUCAUCUGUUCUAUCAAGGUUUUCAUCCGAGAUAGCUACGAUUUUGCACCAACUACAAAAUUGUCUUCAGUAUGCGAUCAACGUUUUGAUAUCUGACCGAGUUGUUAGUGAGGAAGAUGUAGCAGAUGUUCGUAGCAUCUUACAAGAACUAGAUGAUCCCGAAAUAGCAACGGAAGUUCUUUACGAUGUCAUCCUUGAGAAGGCCAAAAGCGACCCUAACAUUGCGGUGGCAUUUAGAGAGUCCAUUGGCAAAGUGUCCCUGACUAUUUGUGGCUCAUCUCCACGUUUAACCUGGCAACAGCUAAAACGAAAACGAGAGGCCGUUGUGCAAACAUUAGACACGAGUGCUGUUAUUGAUGCAUGUCUUGAGAAGGGUAUCAUCACACGUCAACAGUAUCAGGGUCUGACGAGGCUCAAGCAGAUGGGAAAGCCUUCCCAUGUUCUUGCUGACAGAUUUCUCCACGUAUUGGAGAAGUUGUCUGAGGAUGACCAAGGCUCACAGUUGGCUGAAUUUGAGAAGAUUCUUAUGGACCAGCAGACAAACGUACUGAACAUAUUGCUAGAAGCCGAUCAAAAUUGUCAUACAAGUGAUAGUAGUGAGACGAUUGGCAUAGGUAGCGACUUGGGAUCUCAGACAGCAGCAAGUUGUAUUUCUGAUAAAUCUGCUGCAAUUUCAGCGGCAAACACUAGACACGGAGCAUCGUCUUCUACUGAGACGAUACCUUCAGAUUGUAGUCGGCAGUCUCACUUCAGUAAUGCAGUAGAAAAUGCUAAGCGUUUAGGAAGACGUUUUGAAUCUGACAGUGAGCGACAAUUGAGAGUGAAGCAACCACUCUACGAAAUGAUGAUCGGCGAUGUUCGUCCUAAUUCUACAAACGAUGACAGUCUUCUCACAGUUGAGCUAGAACAUCUCUCUCAAAACAAGGUAAUCGAUAUCUAUCGUAAAUUUGGCGGCAAAGGGUUUGAUGCGCAUCUCAAGUCCUAUUUAGUGGAUUUGUUGAAUCAGUUGUAG
Molecule: messenger RNA, 1923 nt
Organism: Corticium candelabrum
Lineage: Eukaryota; Metazoa; Porifera; Homoscleromorpha; Homosclerophorida; Plakinidae
Exons: 3
Coding region: 1-1923 (640 amino acids)
Biological process (GO): regulation of apoptotic process
Source: RefSeq, a predicted model, not a curated record